AAAACUAUAAUAAUUUACCUUCAGAAAACUAUAAUAAUUCACCUUCAAAAAACUAUAAUAAUUUACCUUCAGAAAACUAUAAUAAUUCACCUUCAAAAAACUAUAAUAAUUCACCAAAAAACUAUAAUAAUUUACCUUCAGAAAAUUAUAAUCAUUCACUUUCAGAAAACUAUAAUAAUUCACCUUCAGAAAACUAUAAUAGUUUACUUUCAGAAAACUAUAAUAGUUUACUUUCAGAAAACUAUAAUAAUUUACUCUCAAACAUAUAA
Messenger RNA from Racocetra persica, 269 nucleotides. The record is from the annotation of a GenBank genome assembly. Lineage: Eukaryota; Fungi; Glomeromycota; Glomeromycetes; Diversisporales; Gigasporaceae.